UCGCGUACGGUUGUCGAACAGCGUAUUAUAGUGCUAACAGCGUGAUACAGUGAUAUUGUGCGAUUUCGCUGCAGACGAGCGCGCACUUUGCGACGGAUGUACAGACAAAAGUGACAAAAGCGAACCCAAGGACAUGCUGUGAGGAAAAAACAGCAAAUAGGUCAACACUGAGCAGUGAUUGUGAAAGUGACAGCAUUACGUCAAAGAAAACUUACGUCAAAUAAAUAUUUUGAAGUUAAUAAUUUUAUACACUAUAACGCUAUUAGAGUAGAAGAGUAAAGAUGGUGAGCCAGCAAGGCUUUUCAGUGUUUAACAAACGCUAUCGCAUGCAAAUUUUCGUUACACUAGCAGCCCACAUAAUGACGCUUUCCCAUGGCAUUAGCCUCGGCUGGCUUUCUCCCACACUGUUAAUAUUGCAGUCGCCACAAACGCCUUUAGAUUUCACAGUUGGCGUCGAGGAUGUGUCCUGGAUUGGUUCUAUUUUCGGAUUGGGUUCACUGUGCAGUAACAUAUUCUUCGGCCUCAUGGCGGAUCGCAUUGGAAGAAAGACAAAUAUGUACCUUUUGGCGAUACCACAUAUGCUCUUUUGGAUCAUCAACUAUUCCGCGCAGAGUGUUGAGUAUCUCUACGUAUCCCGUUUCUUUGCGGGGGUUACAAGCGGCGGCCUCUAUGUGAUUGGGCCUGUCUUUAUUAGUGAGAUUUCAGCUAAAGAAAUACGCGGCGCACUCACGUCAUUGGCAAUGAUGUUCCUCAGUUGUGGCAUUCUAAUCGGUUUCAUAUUACCCACCUACCUUGACUACCAUCUUAUACCGUGCAUCGUCAUCUUCCUGCCUAUAAUUUACAUUAUUAUAUUGUGCCUUUUCCCAGACACACACGUAAGUCUCUUGCAACGUGGCCAGCUGAUAGAAGCGGAGAACGCUUUCAAUUUCUACAACAAUAUUAAUAAGAAGGAUAUCAUAAAGGAGCUCUGUGCCAAUGAGCAACAAAUAUCGACAGCGAAAAAUGAUUUUGAGGAGCUCAAAGCGUCGAAAUUGCAUGGAGGGAAAGACGCGUCAAUUACAUUGCAAGACUUUUUAAAUAAGUCGGCUUUGAAGAAAUUCGCUAUUGCUUUCGUGAUUUGCAUACAAAAUCAAUUUUCGAGCAGUUUCGCAAUCACAAACUACAUGUCUCAUAUUUUCGCUGAAUCGGGUACCACAUUAGAUCCACAACAAUGCACGAUAUAUGCGGGAGUCGUACAGAUAUCGGGCACACUCCUGGCAUCCAUUUUGGUUGAAAGAUUUGGUCGCAAAACACUAAUGUUGACUUCAACCGCUGGCAUGGCGCUGGGCAUGUUCGGCUUUGGUGCUUUCGUACAAUUCACCGAUGAUGCAACAAAAGCCGAAUACAAUUGGUUUCCAUUAAUGGCAUUGGCAUUUGUCAUCGCAACAGCCUCUAUCGGCGUGAUCUCAUUGACUUUUACGAUAAUUGUAGAAAUACUGCCGGCAAAGAUUCGUGCUCAAGCUCAAUCUAUUACAAUGAUGUUUUGCAGCAUUAUGGUCUUCAUUACGCUGAAGUUAUAUCCAUAUUUUCUCUUCAAUCUGGGCAUUGCGAUCACAAUGUAUUUGUGCGCUUGCUCGUGUGUGUUCACCGGAAUCUAUUUACUCAUAUUCCUGCCUGAAACGAAAGGAAAAUCAAUGGCGAAGGAUUGAGAAACUAAUUGUGAAUUGUUAAUGAAGUUUGUUCAAUAAGAAAUAAAGCCCAUUGAUAUUUAAA
Molecule: messenger RNA, 1752 nt
Organism: Zeugodacus cucurbitae (melon fly)
Lineage: Eukaryota; Metazoa; Arthropoda; Insecta; Diptera; Tephritidae
Product: facilitated trehalose transporter Tret1
Exons: 7
Coding region: 282-1688 (468 amino acids)
Biological process (GO): transmembrane transport; carbohydrate transport
Cellular component (GO): membrane
Molecular function (GO): sugar transmembrane transporter activity
Source: RefSeq, a predicted model, not a curated record